Molecule: messenger RNA, 4758 nt
Organism: Passer domesticus (house sparrow)
Lineage: Eukaryota; Metazoa; Chordata; Aves; Passeriformes; Passeridae
Gene: MOV10L1
Product: Mov10 like RNA helicase 1
Exons: 28
Coding region: 1-4278 (1425 amino acids)
Biological process (GO): regulatory ncRNA-mediated post-transcriptional gene silencing
Cellular component (GO): P granule; cytosol
Molecular function (GO): helicase activity
Source: RefSeq, a predicted model, not a curated record
AUGUCUGAACUGCAGCAUGUGAAGAGAACUGGUAAAAAAUACAAGAGAUGUAGUAAGCACAGAAUUACAGAGAUAGUAACUCUAGAACUACAGAGACAGUUCUCCAGAACUACAGAGACAGUGAACAAUGUGCCACGUGCAUACUCUUCCAACCCACUCCGCUGCACGGCACCAGAGGGACUCGGUGCCCGGCUUAUUCCCAGAGGCACGGAGAGCUCUCAGCCCAGGGGAGCUCUCAGCCCGUCCGUGGGCUCUCCCUGGUUCGGGCGUUCCAUCGCAGAAAGGCUGGCAUACACUACGACCACAAUUUCAGACAGCAGCGCCGCCAAGCAACAAGCUGCACACCCCGCUCUUCCUUUAAGCUCUUCCGUGGCAGCCACGUGCGACUCCACCUUUCCCGUGCCCCGGCGCCGCGGGCUGACCCCUGCAGAGGGUUCACCCCCGCCCGCCCGGGGCCGCCCUGAGGGCUCCGCCCGCCCCCGGGCAGCCCCUGCGCGGGCCCGCGGGCGGCCCCGCGGCGCGCGGCGCUGCCCCGUGACCCGGAGCGCGCAGCGCCAUUGGCCGCGCAGCGCGGGCUCGAGGCGCUCGCGGGGAGACUUCGCACUUCGGCUGGGCUCGGCUCAGCUCUGCUCUGCGGGCUCUGCCGCGUCUCUAAGGCGGUCCAGGGGCUCCGACAUGCUCUCCCUCCUUUCUAAGGCGGUCUCCUACUUGUGGAGACGCGCAGAUGACGAAGAUGAGAGAUGGGCGACCUCUGGUGACAAAGCGUUGAGAAGCGUACAAGGAGUAGUGACAAGACUUUGCCAUGAUUAUGGGAUGAUAGAUGACACUAUAAUCUUCACAAAGGAUGUUGUUACAAAAAACAUAUUGCUGGCUGUUGGACAAGAAGUUAUUGCCACUGUGGAAGAGGAUAAAACAUCAGGUGGCCUGAAGGCUGUCAGGGUAGACACCAUCCAGAAUACACAAGAAGACUCCCGUCCUGCUUGUGAUGCCUCUGAACUGAAUAAGAAAACAUUAAUUGGCAGUAUUACCUCUCUCUCUGUGGAUGGUGGCUAUAUUAAUCAGAAUACAUAUUUUGCAAUGCAAGAUGUCUGGGAAGAUUUCAAACCCUGUGAAGGUGACUGGGUGCAAGCAAAAUAUUAUAUUAACUCGACAACAUGGAAGACUGAAGCAGUUGCUGUAAGGCCUUUGAGGUAUAAACAAGUAAACAAGGUUCGCAUUUCCAGCGUCUGUGGAAGAACUGGGACAGUAGAUGACAGUAUAUUUUUCACUUUGGAUUCACUGAGACUUCCUGAUGGUUACUUUCCUCGUAUACAUGAUCUAGUGAACACGAUUGUGGUGGAGAGCAGUCAGUCCUGUUACAUUUGGAGAGCUCUCUGCUUGGUGCCAGUCAGCCAGGAUGGACAAUCUCACUCUAAUGAAGGUAAUGUGGAUGAGCCUUAUGAAGACAUAAUGAGAGACAAAGGAGAGUUGAAAGUAUCAAGAGUGACUGACUUUGGAACUCUGAAGCAGGGGGAAUCUAAAAGAAUGAUUGUUUGGAUAGAGAAUAAAGGGAGCGUACCACAGUCCUUAAUCAGCUGCAGAUUAGCUGGAUGGGUGAAAGACAAGCAAUUCAGUGUUGAGAUUCCUCAGAACUGUGAGAGCAGUCCAUCUUUUCCAAUAAAUCAAGAAAACCUCUCAAAAGCUGCAGUUAAUUCAUUUAACAACAGUGGAGGAACAGCGUGUGAGUCAUUGAACCAUACAUCCAUUUUGAAGAAUGAAGUCAUUCCAGAAGGAAUUAAUUUUCAAGACACAAAUUUGUCAAGGACAAAGGAAAAUAAUUCCUUGGUUGAAGGUGAAAAUACACAAAAUGGAGAAAGUGAGCAAAAAGACCAUGAGGACCAACCAACUAAGCACAGCAAUAUUACUCCAGAAAUUGUGAUAGCACCAGGUGAAAAAAUAUUCAUAGUGAUUAUAUGCACAGCUGUGAUUCAUGGACACAGUAAAGAGCUCCUGUUGCUUGGCUUUUCUGAUUUUACUGUUGGCCGCUAUAUUGAAGCCACUGUAACAAAUGACGAAGAAUUACUUAUAGCACCUGUACAACCUUAUUCUCCAGGAAAGCCUAAAAAUAUUCCAGAUUCUCAGCUAAGGAAGACAACAGUGGCUGCCCCUAAACACAAAAGAAAUAAGAGAAGGUGGUGUUCAAACUUUCUCCCGCAUUAUACCAUACCAGAUGAGUUAAGAAAAUGUGUGGAACAGCAGUUAGACAUACUGACCUUUCAGCCCCUGCUAGCAGAGCGUCUUAAUCUAGAUAAUUAUAAAGCAAACUUUUCUACUCUUUUGUGGCUUGAAGAGAUCCAAGCAGAAAUGGAUUUAAAAGAUUACUACAUGAGUGGGGUUACUUUAAAAAGGAAUGGGAACUUGUUAGUGCUGGAAGUGCCAGGAGUAGAGGAGGGCAGACCUCGCCUGAUUCCAGGUGAUAAGGUGAUACUGAGAACUCAGGUCUACUCCGAUCAUAUAAUAGAGUACAUUGCCUAUGUUGCUGAGAUCUGUGAGGAAGAUGUUACUCUUAAGGUUAAUGCUGACUUUGAACGUGCUUACAACUUGGAGCCCAUGGAUGUGGAAUUUGUUCAUUGCAGUAUUCCUAGCAGGCGAUGCCAGUUGGCUGUUCAGCAAGCUCUCUACCUGGGUGAAAAAGUGUUAUUUCCAGAAAGACUUGUGUUACAAUCACCACAAGCUAUCAAGACCCUGAAUACUGAAGAGUACUGUGCUGUUGAUGAUGGCCUUAAACAAUCUACAGAGCAGGAAAAUAAGGUCAAAAAAAAACAGAACAAACAGACAAAAGGUAUGACAUCAAGGGAGGUGAACAUAACAGUGGUGAUGAUAGUAACUCUGCAAACAAGCCAAAUUGUUGGUGAAACUGUGGCACUUAAACAGAGAGAUGGUGAAUUUUUCAAUCCUGUGCUGAAUGUGCAACAGAAACUGGCAGUGAAAAGGAUACUGAGUGGUGAAUGUCGCCCAACACCUUAUCUUCUCUUUGGACCACCAGGAACUGGAAAAACAGUAACAGUAAUUGAAGCUAUUUUACAGAUACACUUUACUCUCCCAGACAGUCGGAUUUUGGUAUGUGCACCAUCAAAUGCUGCAACAGAUCUGAUUUGCUUGCGGCUGCAUCAAAGCAAUCUCUUAAAACCAGGAACUAUGGUUCGAGUUAAUGCUGCCUUCAGGUCAGCAGAGCAAAUUGAUGACAUGGUGAAACCUUACUGCAAAGAUGGUGAUGAUAUUCAGAAGGCAUUGUGGUCCAGGAUUGUAAUUACAACAUGCAGCAGUGCAGGAUUGUUUUAUCAAACAGAUACACGGCUUGGGCAUUUCACUCAUGUGAUUCUGGAUGAGGCAGGUCAAGCAAGUGAACCGGAAAGUCUCAUUCCUAUUGGGUUGAUUUCAGAAGCUGAUGGACAGAUAAUUCUCGUUGGAGAUCCGAAGCAGUUAGGGCCAGUAAUAAAAUCUAGACUUGCACAAUCCUUUGGAUUAAAUAUGUCCUUGCUAGAAAGACUGUCAUCAAGAGAGCUAUAUCUGAGAGAUGAGGAUGCUUUUGGUGCCUGUGGAGCAUACAAUCCUUUGUUGAUCACUAAACUCACAAAGAACUACAGGUCACAUUCUGCGUUGCUUGCCUUGCCAUCUAGAUUGUUUUAUCAUAAGGAGCUAGAAGUUUGUGCAGAUACCUCAGUAGUGACUUCUUUCUUGAAUUGGGAGAAAUUGCCCAGGAAGGGAUUUCCAUUAAUUUUUCAUGGAAUAAGGGGCAGUGAAACACGUGAAGGUCACAGUCCUUCAUGGUUUAAUCCAGCUGAAGCAGUUCAAGUAAUGAUGUACUGUUGCCAGCUGGCUCGAAGUGAAUGCUCUGCAGUACCAGUGACAGAUAUUGGAGUGAUUGCACCAUACCGUAAGCAGGUGGAAAAAAUUAGAUUUCUUCUCAGAAGUAUUGAUUUGGAAGACAUAAAGGUUGGCACAGUAGAAGAGUUUCAAGGGCAGGAGUACAUGGUUAUCAUCUUAUCAACAGUGCGAUCUCAGAAAGUCGUAAUUGAUGAUGAAAAACACUCUUUGGGCUUUCUCUGUAACCCAAAGAGAUUUAAUGUAGCAAUUACUAGAGCAAAAGCUUUGCUGAUUGUCGUGGGAAAUCCUCACGUUCUUGUGAAAGAUCCCUGUUUUUCUGCACUAUUAGAAUACAGUAUAAUGAACAGAGUUUAUAUAGGUUGUGACCUGCCCGCAGAGCUGGAACGCCUGCAGAAAGAACAGUAUGGCUGAAUCCUCCAGGCUUCAGGAGAAAAGUAUUGAAGGACUCCUACGUCAGCUUUUCCAUAUUCUGUAAUUGUUUCAGCUUCUCAGUUUUCGCAGACUUGUGUAGUGCCACCUAAAACUGGACCGUCCUAAGAACAUAAAUGUGUGUCAUUGUUGUGGGAGUGUUACAUAUAUGUAUGAUGUGAACUGGAAUGAUACAUUAAAUAUCUCCGCUCAACUGAUACUGAGUACCUUAAGCCAAAACCCUACUUCCAGUUUUUUAUGCCUUUGUAUAUACAGCUGGGAUCACACAGGGUGUUCUUAGUUUCCACUGUAGUUUAGCUAUCUGCUGUGGUGUAUGUCAGAGCAAUGGCUUAAAUGGUGGGUUAAAGAAAAAAAGAAAAUUAAACCUGUUUUGCCUUCCUGUAAAUGAAUAGAAUAAAAAAAUAGAAUAAAGUGUUGUGUUCUAUUUUGGCAAAAUUAAAAUAAAAUUAUAGGUUAGCAGUA